Molecule: messenger RNA, 2760 nt
Organism: Hibiscus syriacus
Lineage: Eukaryota; Viridiplantae; Streptophyta; Magnoliopsida; Malvales; Malvaceae
Product: pentatricopeptide repeat-containing protein At2g33680-like
Exons: 1
Coding region: 151-2742 (863 amino acids)
Biological process (GO): RNA modification
Molecular function (GO): RNA binding; protein binding
Source: RefSeq, a predicted model, not a curated record
GAGAAAAUGUUUUUAAAACAAAAACAGAGAAAGAAACACUUUGUGCGUUGGCCGACGGAGGACGAAGAGCCAGCCAAGUUAUGCGAUAGUGUGCUAAAGCUUCAAACUUUAUAGCCCUUACUCAAAGAGUCCAAACCCAGGUAAAUUUCAAUGCUUAUUCAAUCCCUUGAUUUUCGAUUUUUCCCCUUAAGAAAGAACCGUCUUUUCGUUCAAUUUUCGACAAAGUUCCUUCCGGCCACACUUCAGUUUGUUUCCUCUUUCACUGCCCUUAUUGCUGCGAAUGAAGUAAACCCAUCUUUAAAAGUCCCACCUUUCAAAGAAAAGGCAAAGCUCGAAAGAAUUGGAAAAUUAAAACUUUAUUCUAAGAUUCUGCAUGAUUGUGCUUCGAAAGGGUAUUUGAGUUCAGCUAAAGUUCUUCACGGGAAGAUAAUAAGAAUUAGGUUUGAUCCAGAUUUGUUUUUAUGGAACUCUUUAGUGGAUGUUUAUGCGAAAUGUGGGAGCUUCGGAUAUGCUUGUAAAGUGCUUGAUAAAAUGCCUGAAAGAGACGUUGUGUCUUGGACUGCUCUGUUUUCUGGUUUAGUUAAUGAAGGGUAUGGAAAUGAUGUGUUGGGUUUUUAUUGUUUCAUGAAGAAAGAUGGAGUUAGACCAAAUGGGCAUUGCUUGGUGACUACUUUGAAAGCUUGUUCUUUGAAUUCAGAAUUGUUUUUUGGGACACUGUUGCAUGGAGAAGGUGUUAAAGUUGGGCUUUUGUUUGAUGUAUUUGUUGGUUCCUCUCUUGUUGAUCUUUAUGCAAAAUGUGGUCAGAUGGAAUUGGCAGAGAGAGUGUUUGUUUACAUGGAUAAAAAGAAUGUUGUGUCAUGGAAUGCAUUGCUUAAUGGAUAUGCUCUAAAGGGUGAUGCAGGAAAGAUUUUGGAUUUGUUCCGAGGGAUGACGGAAUCCGAAUUGAGGUGCAGUAAGUUUACUUUGUCAAAUGUGCUCAAAAGUUGUUCGUACUCGGAAAAUGUAACAUGGGGCUUGAUUGCGCAUUCUUUGGUGAUUAAGACCGGAUGUGAGCACGAUGAAUUUGUUGGUUGUUGCCUUCUUGACAUGUAUUCAAAAUGUGGAGUAGCUAGGGAUGCACUUAAGGUAUUUAAAAGGGUUCAAAGGCCCAAUACGGUAGCCUGGAGUGCGAUGAUCGACUGCCUUGAUGAGCACGGUCAGAUUCGAGAAGCAGCAGAGUUGUUUUGCCUAAUGAGACACAAAGGGGUAAGCCCCAAUCAACAUACGUUUGCAAGUAUUGCUAGUGUAGCUGCUAAUUUGGGUGAUCAGUUUUAUUGUGAAGCCAUUCAUGCUUGUAUACUCAAACAUGGAUUUGAAUCUGAAAUCAUUUUGUGCAAUGCACUUAUUGCAAUGUAUAUGAAAGUCAGGUCAGUCCAAAAUGGUUGGCAUGCGUUUAAGGAAAUUAGUUCUUGGGAUUUAGCUUCAUGGAAUGCUCUUCUUUCCGGAUAUCAUAGCGAUAAAACUUGUUAUCAGGGACCAGGUAUCUUUCACAAGAUGCUUGCUGAAGGUUUUAAGCCUGAUAUCUAUACAUUUACUAGCAUUUUAAAAUCUUGUUCCCAUCUUUUAAAUCUAAAAUUUGGACAGCAAGUGCAUGUCCAUAUAAUAAAGAAUGGCCUGAAUGAGAAUAAUUCAGUGGGAACAUCUCUUAUCGACUUGUAUGUUAAAAACGGAUUCUUGGCAGAUGCAGAUCUACUUUUUAGUCAAUUGAUUGAGAGAGAUCUUUUAUCAUGGACAACAUUAAUUUCUGGUUAUGCCAAAAGUGAUCGAUCGGAGAAGGCUAUCGAGUACUUCAAUCAGAUGCAAUGGCAAGGUGUGAAACCCAAUGAAUUCACUCUUGCCACCUGUUUGAGUAGUUGCUCCAAGAUGGCGAUGUUGGAAAAUGGGCAGUUGCUUCAUUCUAUGGCGAUUAAAGCUGGGAGUUUUGAUGAUGUGUUUGUAUCUUCUGCGAUUGUAGAUAUGUAUGCCAACUGUGGUUGCAUAGAAGAAGCUGAAGCUGCUUUCCAGGGCAUGGUGUUAACAGAUGUUGUUUCAUGGAAUACAAUGUUAUUCGGAUACUUGCAACAUGGGCAAGGAUCGAAUGUUCUAGAAACUUUCAAUACAAUGUUAGAUAAAUUCAUUGAGCCAGAUGAGGUUACAUUCAUUGCAGUUUUAUCUGCGUGUAGUUAUACAGGCUUGGUCAAAGAAGGGAAAGAGCACUUCGACUCUUUGACCAAGGUUUAUGGCAUGACACCUACAAUCAAGCAUCAUGCUUGUAUGAUCGAUGUAUUAGCCCAAGCCGGAAAGUUUAACGAAGUCGAAAGCUUCAUCAACGACACGGAGAUUACAUCGAACCCCUUGAUUUGGGAGACAGUUUUAGGGGCUUGUGCAAGGCAUGGGAAUGACAAACUUGGUGAAAGUGCUGCAGAGAAACUGUUGGGGCUUGACCCUGGUAUAGCCUCCCAUUACAUAUUACUAGCGAAUCUUUUUGCGGCCAAGGGUCAGUGGGAAGAUGUCCGACGAGUCAGGGCAUUGAUGACCCAUUGUGGUGUUAAGAAAGAAGGUGAGUGUAGUUGGGUGAUGGUCAAUGGUCGAGUGCAUGUUUUCAGGUCCGGAGAUGGUUUUCAUCCAAGACACGAGGAGAUCUACGUGAAAGGAGCUUCUUGUUCUGUUCAAUCACUUGAUUAUUACUUGUAUAUGCCUCAUAUUUUUGAUUGUUUGGAGUGAACUUAUUAAAAUUCCCCU